Messenger RNA from Exophiala dermatitidis NIH/UT8656, 4238 nucleotides. RefSeq lists its product as uncharacterized. The transcript is spliced from 2 exons. The record is from RefSeq and is a predicted model, not a curated record. NCBI's taxonomy places the organism in Eukaryota, Fungi, Ascomycota, Eurotiomycetes, Chaetothyriales, Herpotrichiellaceae. The coding region runs from base 925 to 3915 and encodes 996 amino acids.
GUCGAGUUCGCCCAGUUGUCGAGGGUCAGAAGUCUGCUUCGCUGCCUCUUGAUCAAGCGUCAAUUGUGAUUGUUUAACCAACCACACGGCAGAAACAGGUCAACGACAACUUUGAAGUCUGCAUUGCCGUCCGGCCUCUUGCGUAGCCGUCGCUGUUACAGUUACGAGCGUCCAACCCGCCAAUGAGUCGCCCUCGCAGCGCCCCGAUUUGAGUUGCGUCCGCUCGGUGUGCUAGUAAAAUAGUACUCUUCUUCUCUGCUGUACUACUACUGUCCCAUGGCAGGCCAUGUGCAAUCCAAUCCCUGCAGCUUCGCUCUGCCCUGUCGUGUCGUGUCCUCUCCCCAUGCAUGCCCAUGCCGCAUGCCUCGGAGGUGAGGGCCGAUGCGACGGCUGAUCCCUGGCAGACAAGCAAUGCAUGCAAUCAGGCUCCCCACGGGCCGAAAACCGCCUUUUCAACCUCUCGUUCGAUGGCGAGGUUGACUCGAGUUCAGGCUGUGUGUGUGAGCUCACAUGCGAGCUUGUCAACGAAUGGCUCAAUGACUUGAAUUGUCAAAUGGCUUUGAUGCUUCUUGUUUCCCUCCGCUCCGUGUUGGCUGAGAAAGGCAGACAGAGCAUGCAUAGCAUGGAAGACAGCCCAAGCCCCUCCCCGUCGUCCAUUUCCGUCUUGUUACGCGUGUGACCCGUUCUGCUCGGGAUCGGAUCGUUUUUGAUAUUUGUUUUUAUUUUUACUCACUACAGCUGUUUGCUGUAGGAUAUUUCUCUGGUGGUGGUGGGCUUUUAUUACUUUCAGGAUUCCUGCUGGACUCGGAUCAGCAUAAACAACGUUUAACCAGACCAUGACCAGACCGACGUUCCCCGAGUUGACCAAGAUCAAUCGAGGCGCCAUACAGAUUGUGGUCUUGUCAAGAGCCCGAACAGGCUAAAAUGGACAUAUCCUCUCUCGUCCGUGCUGUGAUCGGCGCGUUCGAAGACUCUUCUAAACUAGUCCAGCGCAUUCGCGAGCAGAGAGACAGAGACACUCAAAGCGAAGGUGAAGAUGGAAGGACAAAGGCAGACCAUCUUCCCGCCGAAUCCACCCGAGAACUAUUGGACUCUCUUGCCCUCGGACCGGUCAUCGUACGCGGCCAUUACGAACAUGAUCUGAAACGGUUUGGAGAACAAUACGCCUGCGGCGACAUCCAGGCCAGAGAGCAGAUGAAAGAUGUCCUGAUCAAUCUCCAAUUGACCCUCAUCAACACUUUGCGAAGUGUAUACAUGGAUGGAAUAGAUCUGGACUUUCAGGUCUUGUUGACCGCCUCCGACGACAGUCGUGUCAAUGCUGCUGUGUGUUUGGGGCAAUUGUCUCAACGACUAUCUGAUGCUGCCAAAGCACAGGCAUAUUACCCUCCGUCUAUGUCUAUGUCUUCUUCUUCCUAUUCGUCCCCUGCCAGUGCGGGACGUCUUAUGCCGCCUAUGUCUCCGUCGCUGGGGUAUUCCAGUAGUCGGAGCACACAGUCGUCGGCAUCCGCUGUCUUCAUGGGUCCGAGGACUCCGGAUCCAGAGAAGUUGGAUAAUUUCGGGUUGACUGUCGCCGACGGUUUGGGGAGGUCUUAUGGGAAGGAGAGAGGAAUGGGUGGUGAUGAGAAGUCCAGUGCAGAGAAACAGUCUAACUUGUGGGCGUCGUUGGCACUUCCUUUUGAGUCUCGUGUCACUGAAGCCCUCCCCCUCCCAGUUGGCGGCCACCACCAGGGAAAUCAGCGCACUCUGGCACUACCCGUGCUCUCAGACGACUCGGACACAGUAAGUCUACGGCGGAGGUCGUCGCAAGCAUUGGCGCCCGAUGACAAUAUUUUGCUGUUGUUUCCUCAGCCUGGCGGACGACCGCACCCAUGCAGGAAAGAAACCGAACCUGACCGAAAUGAAAAGACGGUUCACCAUCGGUACUCGUCGUCUUCUUCCACCGCCGGAAGUGGCCACACAUACCACUCCUCUUCUCCCGACAUUUCGCAUACAAACCAACCUCGAACUCGAAACUCGCGUGACCGAUACGGUCCAGAUGAUUACGGUGAACACGUACACCAACAACAGCAGCAACAUGGAUACGAUCAACAUCAACAGGUUGAGUCUCCGGUGGUUUCAGAUGCAGCCGCCUACCGAACCGAUGGGAGACAGUACAGCCACAGUACAAUAUAUGACAUGUACCAACCGCAGCAGCCGUUGACACCGGAGAAACAAGUUUCUAGGCCAUCGCAGCAACAGCAGCGACCAAUGUUCUCUUCUGCUGCUGGUGCGUCGCCGUUGCCCUAUGUGCAGCGAGCUCAUAAUGUUACUGUAACUAUCCAACAUGCCGACGCCCGGGAGGGUGAGCGUGUUCGACAGCUACAGGAAACAAGUCGACCGCCCCGGCCGCAGCAACAGCCGAGAUCUGACUCGCUAAAUGCUCUGCGCAAUCCAGAGACUCGAGUUGACGAUCAAACUGGUAGGGCUGGACUUCGUCCGGUUCGCUUGGGUCAUGUUCUUGGACGCGGAGCUCGACAACACUCUGCUCCUGUCGGAACACAUGCGGCUGCAAUUAGUUCACAUGAUGAAUUUCAAAGUCACAGUCAUCCUCUUCCACUUUCUGUACGUGCUGCGGAAAGGCAACCACGAGAACCUCCUUCUGUACCUCUACCUCAGCCACCGACACAAGCUCAACCGCCACGCCAACAGUAUAGAUUUAUGCCGCACUCGUCAACACCAAAAAUCGAGAAGCAACAGCAACAGCACCAGACACAGCAGCAGAAAAAGUCAAACAACACCACAAUGUCUGAUUCUAAAUCUCAUUCCAGACCUACCUCCACGUCGACAUCUACAACAACAUUCACUACUACGCCUCGUCCUCUACCACCAGCACAACGACCUGAUCCACCACCAUCAUCAUCCUUGUUGAGUCCGGCCACAGACAUCAACACCACUGGGAACCUGAACAAUCUUCUUGAGUCUACAUCUACAGCACCAAUUUCAACUAUAUCAAACUCAAACUCUCGAUGUCUGUCCACAACCACGCCCAUGUCUACACCCAUAUCCAUACCCACACAGAUCCAUAUCCCCCUAACUCUCCCCACAGACAAAGACCUACUAGGUUUCUGCAAAGGCGCAUUCCGUCUCCAAGCCGGCAUGGAGCGCAAAGCUUUCGGACUCGCCAAUCGACCAUCGGGUCUUUCUGGUAUGAUUACAUAUUGGAAGUGUGAAAAAUGUAACUUUGAGGGACCGGCACCAGUGCGAACCGCGAACGCAGUGAGCGGAACGGCGAGUGGUGAAACCCGAGCCGGUACAGGGACUGGUGAAACGAAGAAAUCCAAACAGAAAUCGAAACAAAAACCAAAGGUCGAACGAAUAUUCGAUCCGAAAAUCCGCGUGUCGGAAGGCGGCGGGGUGAGAUAUAAAUGGGCGUUUUUGGCUCGGUGUCAUGUUGCUGUGAAGGCUGUGGCUAUGCCGGUGCCGCAGGCAUCGACGGUCUUGACAACAACAACAGCAACAACCUCUGGUGGUGGCGGCGGUGGAAGAAGUCCAAAUGACAUCUUUGGCAGUUUCGGAUGCAUCUUUUGCUGUGCCGAGGGGAGGAGUCGUGGAUGGUUGGAGAACAACUUGAACAACCGAGAGGGUGAAGGCGUACUAGGUGGUGGUGGUGGCGGUGGAGGCGGCUCGACGACGUCUGCGACGCCGUCUUCGACGCCAAUCUUUGGCAACGUCAGCAGUUUCAUGCAUCAUCUCGAGACCGUCCAUGUCAAUCGCGGACCGGAUGGUUGGCCUUGUGCCGAGAUGGUGGGGAGGUUUAGGGUUGUUUUUGGAGAUGGAUACAACGACAGAGAUACUGAGGGCAGUAGUGGUGGUGGUGACUGGGAGGUGAAAUUUGUGCCACGGCUUGGCUCUUCUUCAAGUUUGUCACGGUCUUGAUAUAGGUACCUAAGGUAGGUAGUCUGGUGUCUGAUGAAUCGAUACCUACUUAGGUCCAAGGAGCUUUUGAUCAAUGUACAGGACAGGACAGUACAGUACAGUAUCUACUAUAGUACAUCUACUGUAGGUAUGUAGCACGGCAGUCUAGGAGGUAUCUACCAACCAGGAACUUGGUAGACCGGUAGAAUGGGCAGUACAGGACAGUAGGUACUGUGCGUGCCCAGUACCUUCGACUCCGUCGAGCCUCUUGAAUGGAACACCUCGCAGUCAUUCGAGUUGUCAUUAUUGGGUAGGUAGAAUAUAUUGCCAGUGUUCAAAUUAUU